UAAGCUAAUCUGCUUUGACAACAUGCAAGAACUUGAUUUUGGUGGUACUGUAAAAGCAUUGGAUUUGACAGAACGUGCGAUGAGAUUCGUUGGAACAUGGCCGCCAAAAAGUUUUCAGCCAAUUUCUGUUUUCUUUCUCAUUUAUCUAAUAAUUCAUUGUACUUUAGCUAUCAUCGAUAUUGCAGCAAACAUAACCAACACGGAAUAUAUUAUAUCCUGCUUAAUGGAGAAUGUAUUUAAUGUCGUUGCAUUUUUGAAGAUAUGCGUUUGCAAGAUAAAGAGAAAAUCAUUAGCUAAAUUUAUAGAUGACAUAAAGUCCGAUUUUACAUUGACUAAUUAUUAUUACGAAGAGGAAAAAAUGGCGUUUGUUAAUUAUAAUAAGUUCAGUCGAAAAUUUGUCAUUAUCCUAUUGAUCGUUGCUAUCGUAGCAGCAUCGAUGUAUUAUUUCUUCUCACUUGCUAUGAACGUAGAAAUAGUUUUGACAAACUCAUCAUACGGAUAUCGAUUACCAUACAGAGUUUGGUUAUUAAUCGAACCAACGAAUGUAGUAACCUAUGUAUGCCUUUGUUUUUAUCAAUUUUUAAUUAUACCUUCUAUCGUAUUUGGUUACGUUGGUACGGAUUGUCUUUUCGUUAGUUUGGUAAUUCACGUAAGUGGAUUAUUUUCUGCACUUUCAUACAAAGUUAAAUAUGUAUUGAACGAUACAUGCGAUCGUGAAAAACGUCUAAAACAACUGAUUAUUAGGCAUGUACGUUUAAUAAGAUUAUCAGAAUCAUUAGAGACGGAUUUCAAUUUUAUAAUUCUGUUACAACUUAUAGCAACUAUCUUACAAUUUUGUAUUGUUGGUUAUGAUGCACUCGUGAGAUCAGCUGACAGUGACGCGGCAAUGUUAUUGUCCUUUUUUUUUAUUGUCUCCUCUACGGCUUGUGGACUAUUGGUUUAUUGUUACAUAGGAGAAUGUCUUAUAAAAGAAAGCUCCAUCUUAGGCGACGCAUUGUAUUUAUGUGAGUGGUAUAACAUUUCAAAAGGGGAAAAGAAAUUAAUGCACAUUUGCAUGUUACGAUCGACUAAAGGAAUGCAUUUGACUGCAGGAAAAUUUUUUGUAUUAUCACUGACCACUUUCACUGACGUCCUGAAAACAUCGAUGGCAUAUUUUUCAGUCUUACGAACCUUUGUAUGAACAGAAAAUAAAAUGGCCGAAU
Messenger RNA from Vespula pensylvanica (western yellowjacket), 1202 nucleotides. RefSeq names its product odorant receptor 13a-like. Bases 23 to 1180 code for a protein of 385 amino acids. Gene Ontology annotation, cellular component: plasma membrane. Gene Ontology annotation, biological process: sensory perception of smell; detection of chemical stimulus involved in sensory perception of smell. Lineage: Eukaryota; Metazoa; Arthropoda; Insecta; Hymenoptera; Vespidae. The transcript is spliced from 7 exons. The record is from RefSeq and is a predicted model, not a curated record. Gene Ontology annotation, molecular function: olfactory receptor activity; odorant binding.